This is a messenger RNA of Dendrobium catenatum, 959 nucleotides long. RefSeq lists its product as uncharacterized. The transcript has 4 exons. The record is from RefSeq and is a predicted model, not a curated record. The coding region runs from base 1 to 741 and encodes 246 amino acids. NCBI's taxonomy places the organism in Eukaryota, Viridiplantae, Streptophyta, Magnoliopsida, Asparagales, Orchidaceae.
AUGUGUGGACAGCAAACUAGCAAAACGCUUGGAAGUCAGCCCAACAGUUCACAAACUAGUGGCAGGAAAGGUGAUGGCGCAAGAUUUGAGAGUUGUCUUCAAAAUUUUUUGCUGCUAUCUUCACAGAGCUCUCUUGAUGCACUUCUAUCGGUGGUUGCAUUGUGUGCAUGUUGGUCUCUCAGCUCGCUCAUCACAUCGAUUGAAUUCUCCACUCCAGCAACACCGCAAAAUAGUCAUAUAAAAAAAUCUCCUUUGUGGCAACAAAGGACCUGGCAACCUUCUUCUGGAAGCAAUAGGAAUGUUGAAUUUUUGAAUCGUUCAGCUGGUAAGGGUUCUGGGCAGCCUUUGUGGGGAAGUCCAAGUUAUCAUCACGUCCUUUCCGGUUCUCCAUCGAAAGGACAGAUGAGCUCAACCCCAAACAAGAACCCAGCCACAAACACAAUAAACAGACGCGUCAGUGAAGAUUUCUACUCUUCGUUCCACAAAACGCCGACGAGAAAAUUCUCGAAAAUGGAAUGGGAAGAUCUCACUCGAGAAUCCACCAGAGAAGCUCUCUCCGAUUGGGCCUCAACCCCCGAAGUUUCCAAAUGGAUCGCCGACAAUGCUCACCGGUUGAAGCUCAGCCAUGACAGCAGUUCUGAGGACACCAUGGGAAGCUCUUCGGGAUCAUCUGAAGAAACUGCGGUGGAGGAUGGUAACUGUCUAAGCCUUUUUAAAUGGUCUUUCGCUCUAUCAUCUUGAUCAUGUAAAUUUGUUUUUUUUUUUUACUUUUAGAAGCAUUUGGACUAACUGUGUAGCUACUGUUGAUCAUUUUUUUAUAGUUGUGGAGGCACUGGUAGAAAAUGUACCUGGAAAGGGUUUUCUACAGCAGUUUUUGGACUAAUCUGCUUGUUUUUGUUUAAUUCGCACUUCUUCUUACAAGUGUUUAUUAGCUUCUUGAACAGUUAUUGGUUCGAUAA